Acaulospora morrowiae is the source of this 1023-nucleotide messenger RNA. NCBI's taxonomy places the organism in Eukaryota, Fungi, Glomeromycota, Glomeromycetes, Diversisporales, Acaulosporaceae. The record is from the annotation of a GenBank genome assembly.
AUGUUCCUCAGGUUUCCCAUCUCCUUCGCGCGCAAUUCCGAUUUCUGUCGGCCACUGACUGUUGCAAAAUUUCACGCAAUGGCUUCUAGGGCCAACUCCGCAAAGAUACUUCCACACAUUGAUCCUGAAAAUUUAAAUUAUAUCAUUUAUCAUAAGGAUUGCUCCGAUGGAUUUGGCGCAGCCUAUUCAGCAUGGAAACGUCUUGGAAAUAACGCGAAAUACUUUCCUGCAGUGCAUAGCACACCACCACCGAAUGAUAUCAAAGAUAAAAACGUAGGAAUGUUCGAUUUUGCCUAUCCAAGAACAGUCCUCACAGAACUUGAAAACCAGGUAAAAUCGUUGGCAAUAGUGGAUCACCAUGUGUCUGCCAGGGAGGAUUUAUUAGGCGAUCGUUCGGCCCACAGCGAAAAUAUCAAGAAUUAUUUCUUUGAUAUGAAUAAGAGUGGUGCUAGACUGGCCUGGGAAUUCUUUUGGCCUGAUAAAGAAGUUCCAUUGUUGCUUCGGUACAUCGAAGACAGGGAUCUGUGGAGAUUUUCUUUGCCGAGAUCUCGAGAAUUCUCUGCUUUUUGGACAAGCGUUCCCCAUGAGUUUGAAACAUAUGAUCGAUAUGCGCAAGACGAGAGUUUAAUUGAAAAAGCGAUAGAAGCCGGUUCUCACAUCCUCAAUUACAUGAAUUCUCGUGUCUCAUCAUUGGAGGUGAACGCAUUUAAACGUAAAAUAACUUUAACUACGGUCGACUCCAACAAUCAAUCUCACACGAAGACAUAUAAUGUGAUGGUCAUUAAUUCUAUAUUAUGGCAAUCAGAAUUGGGGCACGCUCUUGCGAAGAAACAAGACGCCGAUUUUAGUAUGAUUUAUUCUUACGAUGGAAGAUUGAAGAGAUAUAGUGUAGGUUUGAGAAGUCUAGAUGAAAAAGCAGACGUGUCCUUAAUCGCAAAAGCGCUGGGAGGUGGAGGACACCGAAAUGCUGCUGGUUUUGUUUGGAAACGUGAAACAAUUGAAAGUCUUUUCGAUCCUGAAUGA